CCAGUUAAUUUUGGUGUUUGGGGGUGUGCAGACCACGGCAGAUGUGAUCCUGGAAAGAUCUAUCACUUGCUAAGCAAAGCGAGUCAUCUCCAAUCAUUUUACUCGUAAACUACUGGAAGGAGAUUAUAUCAUAUUCAAGCCUUCUUAAAGGAUCUGUAUUGUUUAACGCAGUUUUCAACUGUAAGGAAAAACAUACAUAAUGCAAUCACACAGCAUGCUUACAAAGGAAUUGAAGCAACAAGCAUCUGCCAUUGUAAAGGAAAUCCAAGGAAAUGAAUUAGAUGUGGAUUAUGGAAAAAAGAUCAGUGUUCCCAAAGAUAUAAUGCUGGAAGAGCUUUCCCUUCUUUCCAACAGAGGGGCUCGAUUGUUUAAAAAGCGGCAAAGAAGAUCUGACAAAUACACAUUUGAGGGAUUCCAGAACUCUGUCAAUUCACAAAUAAAUAGCUAUGCACCAUCUACAACAUAUUGUGAUGAUGGGACAGAAAAUUGCAAAGGCGUAGAGAACGGAUUACAAAGUGGGCAACAAAACACCCCUAAAACACCUCCAAAUACUCCUGAUCCAAGGACUCCACCAAAUCCAGAUUCAAUUGCUCCAGGAUAUACUGGACCACUAAAAGGAAUUCCACCUGAAAAAUUUAAUACAACAGCUGUUCCAAAAUCAUAUCAAACUCCGUGGGAGGAAGCCAUUGCAGAUGAUCCAGAACUUCUUUCAACUUUACAUCCCACAAUGCCAGAGCUCACACCAAAGGUAGAACUGGCUCAGUACAAGACUUUUAACAGAGUUGCAACUCCUUAUGGUGGUUUUGAUAGAGCUUCCAAAAUCAUAAGUUUCAAGUUACCAAAACUGGAUUUUGCAUUACUGGAACCAGAGCUCAAGUUGCCUGUUUUCCAAGAUGGUACUGCUGGUCGGCCAAGCUUCAACAGAACUGCUCAAGGUUGGACAUCUAACAACGUUCCAAUAAUAUUUGAUGAUCUGCCUUUGGAAGCAACCAUUCCUGAAACAGAUGAUCUUUAAAAUAUUACUGUGCUCUUGCUUACAGACAAGGCAUUUUUCUUCAAUAUAAGUAGAUAAUAAUGCUUUAUGUCAACACUUAUAUCAAGCAAACAAUAGUCCAAAUAAUUAUAAACUUUAUAUACUGAAAUAUAAACCCCAAUGCUCAAUGUUUAGUCAAGCCAGGAUUUCUCCCCACCUUUGUAAAACAAUUUGAUUAAACAUCUUGUAAACUUA
This is a messenger RNA of Chiloscyllium plagiosum (whitespotted bambooshark), 1228 nucleotides long. Its product is annotated as myozenin-2-like. Lineage: Eukaryota; Metazoa; Chordata; Chondrichthyes; Orectolobiformes; Hemiscylliidae. Gene Ontology annotation, cellular component: actin cytoskeleton; Z disc. Gene Ontology annotation, molecular function: FATZ binding; actin binding; telethonin binding. The record is from RefSeq and is a predicted model, not a curated record.